AUGGGAGUCGGCGGCGUAGUCCUCCGAUUCUUCAACCUGGGACUGCGCGUCCUGCAGUUCCUCGAUGCGGCCGUUAUUCUCGGCAUCUUCUCCUACUUCCUGGCUAUUCUCUCCAGGCACGGCCAACAUAUCGCCACAUGGGUCAAGGCCGUUACAGGCUUGGCAGGUGCAGCAACGGCCUAUAGCUUGCUUGGCAUCAUCUUCACCUGCUGUCUGGGCGGCGUGGCCUUCUUCGCCUUCCUGGGUGUCUUCCUUGACGUAUGCUUCGUCGGCGCGAUGGUCGCCAUCGCCAUUCUCACCCGCAGCGGUGUCAGCCGGUGCCGAGGCGUCGUGGACACACCACUAGGCACGGGUAAUGCCAGAGACGACACCUUCUCCAGGGGCCUGAGUUUCAGAAUGACCUGCAGGCUCGAGAAGGUUGUUUUUGCCGUGGCAAUUAUUGGAAUCUUCUUCUACCUGACCUCCAUCCUCUUCCAAGUCCUCCUAGCCCGUCACCACAAGCGCGAGAAGCGUUUCGGUCCCUCCCCCAACAACGGCUACACCUACGGCAGCCGCAAAGCCUUCUGGCGCCGUAACAAGAACAGCCCCGAAGCCUCCGGCGGCGCCGACGCUCUCCCCGGCCACCCGACUCCUCAAGACGUCGAGAUGGGCGCCGAGCCCAAGUCCGAAAAGGGAUGGUUUGGAUCCUGGGGCAAGAACAAGAACACUACUGCCAGCGGUGCCCCUGCCGUCGCCCCGUCUGGCGGUGGCUAUGGCUACGGUAACUCGGCCUACACUGGUAACAUCUAA
Messenger RNA from Penicillium bovifimosum, 789 nucleotides. RefSeq lists its product as uncharacterized. The record is from RefSeq and is a predicted model, not a curated record. The transcript is spliced from 2 exons. Bases 1 to 789 code for a protein of 262 amino acids. Lineage: Eukaryota; Fungi; Ascomycota; Eurotiomycetes; Eurotiales; Aspergillaceae.